Paramuricea clavata is the source of this 489-nucleotide messenger RNA. The record is from the annotation of a GenBank genome assembly. NCBI's taxonomy places the organism in Eukaryota, Metazoa, Cnidaria, Anthozoa, Malacalcyonacea, Plexauridae.
AUGGAAUCAAAACCAACCGAACCAAAUCCACCCCUAGAAACCCACCUCAUAUCCACCAUCACUGCUCAGAACAAAUUCUCGGCCUUUGACAAUGAAAUCCCUGACAUUCCAAACAGUCCAAUGCAAACAACACAAGAAAAAGAUUCCCUAACAGAAAUAAAAGCAGACACUGUUAUCCUUUGCGAUUCCAAUGGAAGGAACAUAAAUCCAACACUACUGUGCCCCAACACCACCACCAUAUACCCGAAACGCCCUACAGUAGAACAUGCUAGAGAAAUCCUUGACCGAAACAAAUUCAUUGAGCCUAAGACCUUUAUCAUUCACUGUGGUACAAAUGAUAUUGAAAAACUACCUACUGACAACAUCUCCAAACAAAUGAAAUCCCUCCUAUCAUCAAUCAAUCAAAAACACCCUCAAUCCCGGAUAAUACUCUCCUCCCCCACGACAACAACCUCCUUCAAAAAGCCCGAGACCUCAAUGAAAAACUAA